UUUUUUAGGGCACUUCCUAACAAAUCACUGAUCGAACGAGGUAAAGAGUGUCAAGGCGGCAAGAUGGCCAAGGAGAGACUUUCUAUUGCCUUAUGUUGUAGUGCCACCGGGGAGAAGUUUCAACCCCUGGCCAUAUGGAAAGCUCUGAACCCUCGAUGUUUUAAAGGACACGAUGUGAAAAGGCUCGGUGUUUUCUGGGAGGCGAACGCUAAGGCUUGGAUGACAACCAGCAUUUUCGAGAGCUGGCUCUCGAAGUUUAAUGCGCAUAUGGAACGGCAAAACAGAAGAGUUCUGCUCAUGCUCGACAACGCACCGUGCCAUGGACGUCGCUCUCUGAGUCACGUUGGGCUCCUCUUUCUUCCGCCCAAUGUAACGAGUGAAUUGCAACCACUAGACCAAGGCAUCAUUCAGGCGUUCAAACUGCAGCAUCGGGGUCUGAUGCUCGAAUGGAUCUUGUCAAAAAUGGACAAUUGUCUGACUGCUACUGAGCUUUCGAAGAAAAUUAACGUCCUCGAGGCUAUUCAGUGGGUUAGUCGAGCAUGGAAGAGCGUUAAAGAAGAGACGAUUGUGGGAUGCUUCCGACGUUGCGGAAUCAAAGAUGAUAACCAAAUGGAAAAAGUACCCGCGGUCAUUCCCGAAGCGCCCAAAGAGCUUCCACAGGACAACGAUGACAUAGCCGCGCAACUCAAAGAGAGAAAAAAUGCCCGCAUCAUCAUAUACAAACGAACAGUCGAGACUCUCCGCAAGAUCCUUGAGACGACCAAAGCAGAAUCGAUCGCUCUCACAAAAGAGAUCGACGCGCUGAGAGCCAGCUUGGCUAUCACCGGAGAAGAGCCGCUGGACCGAACGAUCCACUACGCGAUGCUCGUGACGGACGCAUACGGUUAUCUGGACGAGAUGCGGGAUGGGAUCAACUUCGUUUCCACCGGCGAAUCCCGCUCGAGAUCAGAAUGGAAAUUGGCCGGCCAGAGUUUCCAACGGGAACCACCCAUUCAGAGCACUCCGCUAGGACACGAGAGGGAAGAACAAGGCUCGGUGGACGAGGGCCUCGCGGGUGAGGUGGAGGCGAUAGUUGUGCCGGACGAGACGAUCCCGGAGGACCUGUUCGUUGGACGCACCUUCCUGGAUCUCCCACACUUCUCGCUGGCUAGAUUCGAGGACCAGUUUUUCGUCGGCCCUGCCGAGUCUAUCCUCAAUAGAAUUCGCCGAGCACGAACGGAGCGUCCAUCUGUGGUCGAUGACGUCGAGAUCGGGCCUGGCACGGCGGCCCUCGUUCAGGCGAGAACCGCACCUUCGUCGACCAUCGUGGUUCGCGCUCAAGAGCGUGAUUUCGUUUAUCACAGCAACGCCGAGGGGAUGGUUCAGCUGCCAAUAGAGAAUAGAGGGUGGUCCUCUUUGAGAAUCCGGGCUGGAGAGCGCUUAGGACGAUGCAAGGUGCUGGCCGAGGAUGAGUUCGGGUGA
Molecule: messenger RNA, 1461 nt
Organism: Galendromus occidentalis (western predatory mite)
Lineage: Eukaryota; Metazoa; Arthropoda; Arachnida; Mesostigmata; Phytoseiidae
Product: tigger transposable element-derived protein 4-like
Exons: 4
Source: RefSeq, a predicted model, not a curated record